AUGCCUCGUCUCGGUACCGUCAAGAAGCGUGGUACCGCCAAAAAGGCCAAGAAGGUCACCAUUUCUGCCAAAUCUACCAAAUCUGCCAAAUCGACUUCUACCCAAUCUCCGACUGAUGAUCCCGCCGUCGAUCCCGACACUGCAGUCAAAGCUGAACCUGAACCCGAGCCCGAACCGGAGAAUCCGAUUCAGGUCGACCUGCAUGACAAGCUCGUCGUCCUCGACUUGGUUCGUGGGUGGGAGAUCGGACAGGCCCUCCGAAGCAAGACAAAAGAAACUCCCUACAGGACCCGAUACAAUUACUAUGGCGAGGCAUACUCAUUCAAGAAUGCUCAGGAGAUGCUGGACGAUGCCAAGCCGAUGGAUCUGAAGGACGCCACCAUGCUGUGGACCUCUCUCUUACACAACUCGAGCUUGAAUUGGAAUGGACGUAGGGGAGUGAAGAAGGAUUACAAGCGAUGGACUUUCAAGCAUUGGGCGGGUAGAAACAGAGGUCCCACGUCAUUGACGGUGGAUGCGAGAGGGAGCGAGCACAAGCAGAGGAUCGUCUCGGUCCAGAGAAGAUUGCAAACCCUCGAGGUAUCGGCGGCCAACCAAUGGUACAUCCGAUCCUACGGUCGUAUCGCCGAAUGCUACUUCAUCCACAAUCCUGAACCAAACAACGUCGAACUGUCCAACGAAUGGUACACCUACAACAACGAUUUUACCGACGAAAAGCGACGUCUCCGACAAGUAUACGGUCCCAGGGUCAUCGACAUGUCCAACGAGAACGGCAAGGCCUUGCUCGACUUCGUCUUCGGUGAUGUCGCUGUGAGCCGAUACGUACCCAGCGAGAUCGGACUGCCCAGGCAUUGGUCGAUCUACUGCUCCUCUCUCGUCGAGCAACCCGCUUUCGAAGUGGUCUUGCAGGAAAAGAAGAUUUCCAAGUACACCUUGGAGAAACAGGCUCGAGACAAGGCAUACAAGGAAGAGCUUGAAGUGUACUAUGCAAAGUGCCGCGAGGAAGCGGCGGCCAGGCUUGCGGCGACGAACGGACAAACCGGGACCAACCCAGGUAUUGUCGGCUCUGAGGAGAACGAAGCCGGACCAUCCGCCGAUCAGACCGAAACCAACCCUGUCGUUGACAGUGAGGCGAACAAAUCAGCCUUGCCCUCUGCGCACGCUCAGGACGGUGACGAGACCAGCGAUGCUUACUUUACGCCUGACGAAGAUGAAGACGAUGAUGAUGACGAAAAGAAGGACAUCGGCAAGAAACGCAAAAGAGGUCGACCCACUCCAGACGAUUCCGAACUCACUGGCGAAGACGAUGCCUAG
Messenger RNA from Filobasidium floriforme, 1314 nucleotides. RefSeq lists its product as uncharacterized. The record is from RefSeq and is a predicted model, not a curated record. The coding region runs from base 1 to 1314 and encodes 437 amino acids. NCBI's taxonomy places the organism in Eukaryota, Fungi, Basidiomycota, Tremellomycetes, Filobasidiales, Filobasidiaceae. The transcript has 3 exons.